UUUCGCGAACACGAUGAUCAUGUUUGAUAAAUUCAGGCUUAGAUCAUCUGCUUCCUGCAAGAAUUAUGUUCACGAGAAUCUGUUCGUAUAUAUUGUUUUUAAAACAAGAAAAUAUAAUAUAAACUAAAGGGUUUGCUCUACAACAGUACACUUUUAUGACUAGGAUCAAUUAUCCAUUUAACUUUUUUAAAGUACAGUGUCAGAAACCAUGAUGCCGAGGGAUCACAUAAUCACUUGCUACUUUCGAACAUGAAGAUGCGUCUCUUGCUGCAUAAUGUCUACUAAAAAGGAGCUUCUAAAAAAAUAUUUCCUGGUUAGACUGGUGUCUGGGAUGAGGAAGUUUCCCUUUAGCGACACUAAUGUCAAGGUCAUCUAUCUGACACGUGCUUCCGAUAUUGAUGUUUUGAGAUGAGGGUAAGCAUGGAUUUCAUGUCUUAUAAACAAGCUUUGCAGCUUUGUAAUGAUCCCAGGGCAGGACUUGCUAUUAUAUCUGGAGAGCAGUUGAUCUCACUGCCUCCGAAAUACCUGGAUUGCAUUGGACAAGGAGUUAAAGAACAGCUUGAUGAAAUGAAGGGAUUUUAUUCGGAAAGACUUUUAGGAGCAUUGAUUGCCUAUAGCAACAUAAAGAUUUUAGGUGACAAAGGAAUACUAUUGGAUGAUUCUCCUUAUAUUCAUUUGAAGAUCCAGGCCGACUUUAUUGUCUUUCAGCCUCGUGUUGGAUCACGAUUGAGAGGCUGUGUAAAUAAAACUAGCAAAGCUCAUGUUGGUAUUCUUGUGCACAACUUCUUCAAUGCCUCGGUAGCACACGAUCAAGAUGGACACGUUGAAGAGACAGUUUCAAAGGACGAGGAUUGUGAAUUUACUGUGACAGAACUCUUUCUACAUCGCAACCACCUGUCCCUAAGAGGAAAGAAUAUUCAAAGGCUGUGACAGCUCUGGAUAUUUGCAAAGAUAAAUUAGAUUCUCUGCGUAGUUUCGUCCACAUUGCUAGCAAUUUCAAAUUUUAUUGAUCUAAUAUUUUUUGACAAAAAUUUAAGCAAUGCAUUCAUUCUGUCAUUUGUGAGUGGUGUGAGAUUAUUGCAGAUGUCUUGGGUGAUUUGACCAGCUUGUUCAAACAAAACAAAUAUGCCAAAUUGUCAGUCUGGUGCACCUGUGUUGAUGCAAAAGUUGUGUGGCUGCAUCAACAUGUUGUGUACGUAUCAGGCUGCAUGUGUGGAAUGAGCGACAUUGUAAGUUUAUUGUUCAAAUUUUGUAUAAAAAAAAUUAAUUUCUGGAAAGCGGUGGCUGGAAAGCAUAAAUAACUAAUAUCAACCAGCUUUUCACUUCCUAUCUAGACAUAGCAGCUGUUUUAAUGAGUUAUGUGUGGAAAGUGAGUGGAGCUGUGCCUUUCUAGCAAGGUUCAGCAAGAAUACAUUUUUCAAAUAGUUGGAAAUUGGUUUUGCAAGAAUUUUAAUUCGAGACACAAAACGAGGUACAGUUUUGGGUAGUAAGAGACAACAGCUACAUAGGACUGCUGGACCAAGCCUGUGAGACUUGCCUAAAUAUUCCCUCAGAGGGGGCACCUACUUUGUGCAGACCAUGAACAUCAACCCUCAGAGGUGUUUUUUUUUUUUGGUGGAAUAUGUGUGAUUAGAGGGCAUCAUUAACCCUUCAAGAGCCCUUUGUCAAGAUGUAGAGUCGAAACUGAUGGUGUCAAAGCUUUUUUAACUGUCUUCAGUUUAAUGAGCAGGGCUGUGUUGAUGAAUCUUUAAUGACUGUAGUUACUUUCUAAGUACAUGUUCAUUUUUUUAAAUGGCUGUUUAUUCCCAUAAAGAAACUCUACAUAUUUAUAACUGUUUUUGGUCAAGAAUAAAUGACUUUUGUUUGUAUGAUUAGUGGCAUGUAUUGUGAAUUCUUAGUUGCAGUGAUUGCUGUUCUUUUGGGUAUGUGGGAAAAAUAUACUUUUAUUUUGGAUUAGAAAUUAGUUAAUGAAUUGGCUAUUUUUUUGGGGGGAGGGGUGCUUUUUGAGUAUAUUUGUGUUGUACAUAUAUUAAAGUAGCCAGGAAUUGCA
This is a messenger RNA of Pomacea canaliculata, 2050 nucleotides long. RefSeq names its product DNA-directed RNA polymerase I subunit RPA43-like. The record is from RefSeq and is a predicted model, not a curated record. Gene Ontology annotation, cellular component: RNA polymerase I complex. Gene Ontology annotation, biological process: DNA-templated transcription initiation; DNA-templated transcription. Bases 409 to 930 code for a protein of 173 amino acids. NCBI's taxonomy places the organism in Eukaryota, Metazoa, Mollusca, Gastropoda, Architaenioglossa, Ampullariidae. The transcript has 3 exons.